Molecule: messenger RNA, 1080 nt
Organism: Brettanomyces nanus
Lineage: Eukaryota; Fungi; Ascomycota; Pichiomycetes; Pichiales; Pichiaceae
Exons: 1
Coding region: 1-1080 (359 amino acids)
Biological process (GO): (1->6)-beta-D-glucan biosynthetic process; fungal-type cell wall biogenesis
Cellular component (GO): endoplasmic reticulum membrane
Source: RefSeq, a predicted model, not a curated record
AUGCUUGUGGAUUUUGUAUGUUUAGUGUGCCUGGUUGCGGUAUGUUCGGCCAAUACUGUCUUUCCCUCAUUGUUUUUUUCAUACAAACUUGUACCGGGGCUCAGAGUGUCUGUUGAUCACUCGGAUCAAAUGCCUUUCAGUCUUCCCGAAGCAGAGUCUCUUCUCACCAGAGCUUUCGAACAGUGUCUGUCGAAUGGCUAUAUAAUUGCCAAUGUUCCAGGAUUAAAGCUUGAGGACUUUGCUUCGUUUGAUUCAUUUCAACAUAUUCGAGAUCAAAUGACAAAAUCAAGCACGAUUCUGAGCAUGCCCAACGUGCUAUCAAACAGUGAAGGAGAUACAUUGGAUCUCAACCGAUUUGAAAGUGUAUUGAGCGUCCAUUGUAAUGCCAGAAUGCACUAUAUUGAUGGUGUUGAUGAGGAUCAGAUACCACGAUAUAGGGAUACUCGUACCAGGGUCAUUAGAGUGGACUUUCCGGCAUUGAGUAGUAAUGCCACCGAUGAGAACAGAAACAAAAGGCUCCAAAAUUACGAUGAGAUGAUUAUGAAGAUCAUUAGGGAGAUGCCUACUCCUUCCAUUUCAGUUCUCUUCACAACCAAUACAACCAAAGAAAUAGAUAUCGACGAAAUUACAGAUAAGAAUAGUAUCAUCAGGGAGAACGAAAUCCCAGCCAAUCCAAAAGUGAUCAGCUUAGAUAUGAGAAACAAGGUGAGGACUUCCAAGAGGAUGAUCUUCCCGGAUAUUACGGUGUUCGAUAAGAGUCGAUACUUUGAGUAUGAGCGGAACGAAAAGGGAGAGAGAGGCGGGUUAGAUAAAGACACUGCUAAAAAGCAGUCUAAAGAUGAUACUUGGUUGAAGAGAAAGAAGAAGAAGAUCGUCAAGAACAAGUCGCUCUACCGGUUUGGAGAAGAUGAUAAAAAGACUACAUCUGCUUUGGCUAAUCAGGAUUUUGUCCACGAUAACGCAUUACUGAUUGUGUGUAUGGCGGGAAUCUUCGCAUUUAUUGUGUUUUUCGAUGUCGUAAAGAUCGGUUUCACAAUGCUGAAGAAGGUGGUGUCUACAAGCAAGAGAAAGUCGGAGUGA